Messenger RNA from Ceratitis capitata (Mediterranean fruit fly), 478 nucleotides. RefSeq names its product probable salivary secreted peptide. NCBI's taxonomy places the organism in Eukaryota, Metazoa, Arthropoda, Insecta, Diptera, Tephritidae. Bases 95 to 457 code for a protein of 120 amino acids. The record is from RefSeq and is a predicted model, not a curated record. The transcript has 3 exons.
UUAUCUACUACAUUAUAUUUAGUUUAGCUGUAGUCAAAUUCAGCGAAAUUCCAUUAAUUGCGUUCAGUUCAAAAUUUAAUUGCAAAGACUCAACAUGAAAUUUCUAUACGUCUACGCUUUCAUAGCACUAUUCGCACUCGUCUCAGCCAAUAGCACGGCCAGUCACAAUCUCAUAUUGGGUUCACGCUUACCAGGCGAUCGUCAUUUGAUACGCGAAGUUGUUUUCAAAAAAUCUGGUUUUAUGCGCAAGAAGUCCGGUGACUAUUCAUUCGAUCAGAAGAACAUACCCUAUCCGGCAAUCAUAACGAGCGUGGAAGUCAAGGAUCAAUACACCAAUGGCAAUGGUGGUUAUGCCACACUGACAAGUGGUGGUCCGGGUUUCAAUUUUAUCAAGUUACAUUUCACAAGUCAAUGGUGGCGUGGAUAUAAUUUUGUUAUUGAUAUUUAUGGUAAAUAAAUCAAGUUUGCGGGAACGAAA